Messenger RNA from Amphibalanus amphitrite, 2353 nucleotides. RefSeq lists its product as uncharacterized. Lineage: Eukaryota; Metazoa; Arthropoda; Thecostraca; Balanomorpha; Balanidae. Gene Ontology annotation, molecular function: myosin light chain binding. The transcript is spliced from 8 exons. The coding region runs from base 428 to 1693 and encodes 421 amino acids. The record is from RefSeq and is a predicted model, not a curated record. Gene Ontology annotation, biological process: spermatogenesis.
UCUACUUACAUUUUAUGUGGUCAGAUGGAUGCCAUUGCCAUCCAAAUGAGGUUUUAGCGAGGGAUAGUUGUUUCGGAAAUAAUGAACUGCACCAGCCAUUGACUAUCAAUUAAGCAUCGAAAACAACUGAAGUGUCGUCGUGGGGGUGGAACCCAUCGCGGUCAUCCGUUGCCUAGCAACCAGCAUCGAUAAAGCCGCUAUGAGGGGUUGGGGAAGUGCGGGAAUCCCAUCCUAAUCCCAUCCCACACGACAAAGCAAACCAACGACAAGCCAGUUUCUGUUUCUCGUAUCGAGCGAAUGCGUGUAUUGGUGCCGUUGUGCCUCGCAUUUUUCCCGGGGUGUAGCGAAUGAUCGUCGAAAAAAAUGCGGUGCGGUAGGUGACAACGAACGAUAAUACGAACCGAGCGACUCUGACACCACAUCAACCAUGUGCAAAGCCGGCAUGAAACGAAGAUCGCAGAAGGUGGAAAUUCUUCUGGACAUUCAAAGCGUGCGGAGCCCGGACGCCUGGGUACCCUGUAAUGGAGCCAUCUACCUCAGCAUCUGCCUGCUGGGACAGUACAUCCGCACCAAGGACAAGGCGCCCAUCUUCCCCAUCAACUUCAACGAAACGUUCGUCGUCGAAAAGGUGUUUGGUCACGUGUUCCGGCUGGCCGACCUGGACGAUAUGCUGGACGCCGAGGUGGUGUACCUGGAGCUGAUCCAGCGGCCACCGGCGGGACCGGACACCGUGCUGGCCUCGUUCGAGACGUCCGCCCGUGAGCUGCUCUUCCCGCGGGCGGCGACCGCCGACCGGCCGGCACGGGCCGACGCCGACCUCGACCUCAUCAUGGAGCCGACGGCGCACUUCGUGGGCUCGGUCGCCCCACGUUUAGAGGUGGCCACAAAGACCACCGUCAGGGAGGUUCGUACCAGCCUGCCGCCGAGACUGGGUGGCCGCACCGGGACCGCCGCCGCCCGCGCCGCCACCGCCGGCCAAGCUGCCGCCGUGGCCGUGCCCAAGGUGUUGCGCGGCCGUCCGGCCGGCGACCGGCCGCCGUUCCGCUGGCGGCGCCCGGAGACGGGUCUCAUCGGCAGGGAGAUAGGCGACCCGCCGCCGCCGACGCGCCGCCGCCGCCGCAGCCGCAGCGACCCGCCGGCGGGCGCCGGCCGCGGCCGCCACUGUCACUGCUCGUGCUCCGGUCAGCCGGCGGCGGCCCGGCCAGCGCGGAGCACCAGCAGUGCCGAGCGGGCCCCGCCGAGCUCCUCGGGCGGCCGGGCGGUCCGCUCCCGCUCCGUGGAGCCGCUGCCCGUCCAGGUGGACGAGGGAGCGCCGCCACGCGCCGGCUGGUGCGCACACUGCCAGACCCACCACAUCAUCCACCAUUGUUCGGUGUGCGAGGCGUACCAGCGGUACUUCGGACGCGGCUACCCGGGCCACUACCACCACGACUGCUGCGACUGCCGCUGUCCGGUGACUACUGACGGCGUGCGCCAUGUGUGCGGAAAGCCGCGGUCGGGCGGCAGCGACGGCACAGACUCCGAGGUCAUGUCUCAGGACAGCGGCCACCUGGCUCAGGAGUGGCAGGACAUUGUGCGCGCCUCGCCGCAGCAGCGCACUCAAAGACACCGGUUCUAUGACGAGCUCGAGGAUGUCUAUCGGAGAAUGUACGCCAGCGCCGCGCGCCGCGCCGUCAGGGGUCUCGUCAGCUGAGAACCGUCAGGGGUCUCGUCAGCUGAGAGCUGUCAGGAGUCUCAUCAGCUGAGAACCGUCAGGGGUCUCGUCAGCUGAGAACCGUCAGGGGUCUCGUCAUCAGCUGGGAACCGUCAGGGGUCUCGUCAGCUCUGAGAACCGCCGGGGGUCCCAUCAGCUGGGAGCUGUCAGGGGUCUCACCAACUGAGAGCCGCCGAGGGUCCCAUCAGCUGAGAAGCGUGGGGACUGGGGAGGGACCUUAUCAGCAGAGCACGACGGGACGGGACAAGUGUAGGUGCUGUGGAGACGUCCCGAAUCACCGGGAAACCGACGACGGAACGGUGUGGACCGGGGAGGAGCGUUGGUAGGACGAUGCUGGCACGAUAGUUGUUGAAUGGGUGAUGGCAGAUGUUGUUUUAGCGCUUGACGAAUCGAGAGAUUGUUCCGAGCAACGAAACGAAGUUUAUGUUGACAGGUUGUUUAUUAUAUAUAGGCGACUGGAUCGCUGAUCAGUGAUCAUCUGCCGCAAUACCUACCAAUCCUGCAAUGAUGUUUUUGUUACAAAGUGAUUUUUAUUAUAUAUAUUGAAACGCUAUUUCUGAGAUUUUAGGGAAACAUUUCUGUCUGAAAACUGUACAAUGUAUUCGUUAAUGUCAAUAAAUAUGGUUGUGCGUCCGAACA